UGAGACACCAUCAUCGUACACAGCAGUUGGCAAUUGAGGAGUAUAUAUAGAGAGCCGACAGACUUCUUAACUCAUAAGUGAUCUGAAAAAAAAUUCUUCUAAUGGUUUGAUCUAGUCUAUAGCUACAGUUCAAAAGUGAAAGACCCUCUCCAGAAAAAAAAAUGUUGAGAAAUUAUGUGAACCGAAGAUUAAUCGCCAAGCCUAAUAUAAGAUCAUCAUGUCUUUACUCUCUUUACCUUAAGAGAGGAAGUGCAAGUGGAUCAGGAAGGGAAGAAGGAAGAGAUCCUCUUUCCAUGGUGGAGGAGAUCGAGAGACAAGGUAUUGCUAGCCAGACGUCGGAGAAGGCUUAUGACGGAGCAGCGGAGGCGGUCAACGUGUCUAGUGAUUCUGGGGCGGAUAAGGAGAAAGUGAAAAAGGAGUUUGAAAAGAGGGAAGAGGGUAGAGACUAUCGCAAGAGGUGUGAUGAUGAUGGUUUGCCUAUCAACACGGCUAAAGGAGUAUGAUGAUGAAAGGUCAUAUAUGCACUUGUUAAUUAGUAUCAUCGUAUGAUGGAGAUGGUAACCUAUGUUUGUAUGUGAUAAUAUAGUCGUGUGCUCUUUUGGGUACAUCUCUCGAGUCAUGAGUAGAAUAAUCAUAGAACCAAUUGUGCGUGUUGUUGUUGUAUUAUCAGCUAGACAGCUACUAUGAAAUACUUCUAUCAUUAGUAGAUUAUAUUACUAAUCAAGCUCAACAUUUAGAAUUAAACUGAGCUUCACUGCUUUUUUACA
Molecule: messenger RNA, 767 nt
Organism: Brassica rapa (field mustard)
Lineage: Eukaryota; Viridiplantae; Streptophyta; Magnoliopsida; Brassicales; Brassicaceae
Source: RefSeq, a predicted model, not a curated record